AUGGAGCACCCAGUGGAAGAAAUCCCAACGGUCAUUCGUCUUUUGACCCAGUCCACCCCUUCUCUGCAAGAAAAGGCCCUCGAUCGAUUCUUCACUCGCAAUGCUUCAUUCGUGCAUCCAUUUUGCCGUGUCCCUAGCUUCGAAGGGAGCCGAUGGUGGGUGCUAAAGAUCUUUCAGUGGUACAAGAUCAUGUCGCCUCGGAUCGAAAUGGAGAUUCACUCGAUUGCGUUCGACGAGAAAAGCCUGAAACUUUAUGUCCACAUGUCGCAGAUUUUCUCCAUCUGGGUCGUGCCAUUCCAUGUUGCACCAGUGACAUUGACAACCGUCCUGGAUCUCACCACUGACGCUUCCCAAAGCGAUGAACGAACGAAUGGCGAUCGUACGCUGUACUACAUUUCCAAGCAAGAGGAUCUUUACCAGAGCUCGGAGUUCGUCAAAUUCGUGAUCCCUCAUAUUGGAUAUUGGAUAAUAUUCACAUGGCACCUGAUCGCAACAAUUUUCUGCGUGUUGGGCGUGACACUCUUGUGGCCUAUGUUAUGGCUGGAAGAGAACGGCUAUUUGCCCAACAGGAUCUCGCACGGAGGAAAUUUGGUUUAUAACAUUGAGAACAAAAUUCCUGAGAUUAAGAAGGAAUGA
Molecule: messenger RNA, 636 nt
Organism: Penicillium argentinense
Lineage: Eukaryota; Fungi; Ascomycota; Eurotiomycetes; Eurotiales; Aspergillaceae
Exons: 3
Coding region: 1-636 (211 amino acids)
Source: RefSeq, a predicted model, not a curated record